Messenger RNA from Pneumocystis carinii B80, 3002 nucleotides. RefSeq lists its product as hypothetical. Gene Ontology annotation, molecular function: RNA binding. Bases 45 to 2960 code for a protein of 971 amino acids. Lineage: Eukaryota; Fungi; Ascomycota; Pneumocystomycetes; Pneumocystales; Pneumocystaceae. The transcript is spliced from 12 exons. The record is from RefSeq and is a predicted model, not a curated record.
CCCUGUUUAUUCCUGAGAAGCUAUUUUUCUUGCUAUAGAACUUAAUGACAAACUCAUCUUCUUCCAAACCGACAUCUAUUGAGAUUGACGCAUCUAAUACACUUGACAGUGUCAGGAAGACACAUUCUGGUAAUUCGGGUGGUUCUUGUUUGAUAAAAAGAAGCCUUGAAAUGCAGAAACAGAAGAAGGAAAUGCCAUGGAUAUCAUCAUUUAUUGAUGAGGAAGCUAAGUUUUAUAAGAAUCCGUGUUUUGAAGAGCAAGGAGAGGAAAAGGGUAUAACAGAGAUAGAAUACUCGUCAUCAACGAGUACGCCAAGAUUUAGAAGGGAAAGGGCGGAGACUAUGCCGGCGGAUGUGUUAGGAGGAUCGGAAUUGUCAUGUUCAGAAUCAUUAAAGAAUAAAGAUAUUAAAACGACAAUAGAAUCAUCAAUUGUACCAUCUAUUGCGAGUUCUAGAUUUAGAUCGGGGUCAUUGAGACUAUAUGAUAGAAAUAUGUAUAAUUCUGGCUUUGAUCCUUUUGUUUUUUCAUUAGAUUGGAAACAAAUUUUAGAUAAUCAAAAUAAAUUAACAGAAACUGUUUCUUUUUCGCCAAAGGAUGAGGAAGGACAAGGACCUAUUAAGACGCUUGAUUAUUUGGGAUUGGCGGAUUCAUCAACGCCGACAACAAUGUCAGAACCGUUUAAAUCGUGUGAUUCUAUUUCAGAAAAGCAAAAUGCUAAAAUGACUAUGUCUAAUAUCAAUUCGUUAAAGAAUGGAUCGGAUAGGAUUCGAUCAUGUUCGGUAUCAGGUAAUAAGAUAGGAUAUGAUAAAGGAUAUGAGAAAGGGUAUGAAUCUUCUCUGGAUACUAAUCAAGAAAAUAUACCAUCUAAAAGUAUUGAUUAUUCUGAUUCAUAUAAUACAUUGUAUCAAGAUCAUUCAGAUUUGUAUUUACGACCAAGAGCAAGAACAGCAGGUGUUAUUAAUUUUUCUAUGAAUCAUAUGGAUAAUCAAGGUUUAAGUUCUCAAUCUUAUGCUCAUGAAUCACCUAUUUCUGAUAAUAAUCUUCCGAAUAAUAUUGCUCCUAGUUCUUAUGAUAAUGUAAAUGAGGGUGAAUAUGGUGAUAUUAUGUCAUUUCCAACACGUUCACUUUGGAUAAUUAAUUUACCAUUAACUGCUUCUAAUUCUUCUCUUACUGCACUCUUUUCUCAAUUUGGAAUGGUAGAAAGUAUUUGGAUAUUGGCUGAUAAGAAAUAUGGUUUUGUAAAUUAUAAUACAUUGGAAAGUGCUAUACAAGCAAAGACUUCACUUGAUGGAAAAGAAUUAUUUCCCGGAAAUGAUCUUAUAAGAGUGGAAUAUAUAAAGACUCUUAAAAAUCCUAUGAAUAUGCAAAUACCCAAUUCUUCUCUCUAUAGACCUAAAAUUCCUGAAUUUAAAUCAGAAUGUUUUUUUUCUCCUGUUUUUUCAUCAAGACCUGGUGAUUUAAAGUCUUUAGUGAUAGAAAUAGCUAUGAAUUAUACUGCUACACAAGAAGAAGCUGAUAAAAUAUGGGAAUACAUUCAAAACAUAGGAAAAGUUAGAAGCUAUGCUUUUGAGAUUCCACCUGUUCCUGAGCCAUCACUUAAUCGACAAUUUCAUGGCUCAAGGUUAAAGGAAAUUAGAAAGAAAUUUGACAAUUCAGGAUAUACACAAAAAGAAAUUGAAGAUAUGGCAAAUGAUAUGAUUGAUGAAGUUUCUGAACUUUCAAGUGAUUAUCUUGGUAAUACAAUAAUUCAAAAAUUAUUUGAACAUUGUUCAGAAGAAAUGAAGGAAAAAUUGCUAAAAAAAAUUGCCCCACAUUUGUCAGGACUAGGAAUUCAUAAAAAUGGAACAUGGGCUGCACAAAAAAUAAUUGAUUUAGCAAAAACAGAGACACAGAUUAAUGAUAUUACUAAGCAUCUUUCCCCGUAUAUACCAUUAUUAUUUUUAGAUCAAUUUGGAAAUUAUGUUGUACAAUGUUGUUUGAAAUUUGAAGCACCUAUGAAUAAUUUUAUUAUUGAAAUAAUGGCUGAUCGGUGCUGGGAUAUUUCUCAAGGUCGUUUUGGAGCAAGAGCAAUGAGAGCAUGUUUGGAGAGUAACUAUGUUACAAAAGAACAACAGCGUUAUCUUGCUGUUAUUAUAACAUUAGAAAGCCAUCGUUUAGCAACAAAUCCUAAUGGUUUAAUCUUACUUACUUGGUUAUUGGAUUCUUCUUCUUUUCCGAAUAGAUAUAAAAUGCUUGCAUUGCAAUUUGUUCAUCAUAUUGUUUACUUAUGUACACAUAAAUUAGCGUCUUCUAUCAUUUUGAGGAUUAUUAAUCAGAAAAUGGAUUCUGAUGCUCGCAAAAUUCUUCUAAAUACGCUUUUUUUCUCUCAGAAUGGACAAAUAUUAGAUGAAGUCUUAUCAGAAGAACAUUAUGGCGUUGAUACUAUUUUUAGAAUUUUCACUGUUGCUUAUUUAGAAGAUGAACUUCGUGAAAAUAUUUCAAUUGCUUUGAAAAAGGCUUUCUCUCAAUUAAAAAUCGUUCCUGGACAACAAUACAAAACCUUAAUGGAUGAAAUUGGUUUGAAUCAUAAUUCUUUAAAUUUAGUAUCAAAAAAUCUUGAUCUUUCAAGAAUUUAUCAUUCAAAAAAAGAUAAAAAAUAUGAUUCUUCCAUCCCAUAUUCUGGAUUCAAAAAUAUUCAGUUUCAUGGACCUGCUUCAUUGUUUCCUCAACCUUUUUUUUCAGAUUAUUAUAAAAGUUUGAAUACUGUUAACAAUAAUCUAUAUCCAUUACAUUAUCAUACUAUUUCUCAACAAAAAAUGAAUCUACAACAUUAUGAUAUGUCUUAUAUUCAACAAUCCGAAAUUCCUCCUCAUUCUUUUUCUUAUAUUAAUUCAUUUUAUAAUGAACAAUAUAUACCGAAUGGAUAUUCAUGUUCAUUACCUUUAUCUCUUCUUAAUUUUAAUUCUCACAGAAAUCAGUGAUAAUGUUAUCAAAUUAAUUUAAUUUUUUGUUUUUUUUUCGUU